Molecule: messenger RNA, 1422 nt
Organism: Ficedula albicollis (Collared flycatcher)
Lineage: Eukaryota; Metazoa; Chordata; Aves; Passeriformes; Muscicapidae
Gene: XRCC1
Product: X-ray repair complementing defective repair in Chinese hamster cells 1
Exons: 10
Coding region: 220-1422 (400 amino acids)
Biological process (GO): single strand break repair; base-excision repair
Cellular component (GO): nucleus
Molecular function (GO): damaged DNA binding
Source: RefSeq, a predicted model, not a curated record
UGUGGGGUGAAGCGUUGGGUUGGGAAAUGGGGAGGCUGCGGGGCAGAGCCAGGGGUUUAAUAGGGCUGGAAAAGUGGGGAAGGACAGGGGGGCUAUAGCGAUAGCAGACCAGCCCUGGGGAGUUGUUUGUGGGCCGUGGAGCUGAAGGGAGAUGCGGGCACUGGAGGGAUACGAAGGGAAGUUGCGUUCUGGCAGAGUGUUGUCUCCAUAGGAUCCUGAAUGGCUCCGAUUAAAAUCAGCUACGUGGUGUCCUUCUCCUCCCAGGACCCCAAGUACCCGGCAGAGAACCUGCUGAGUGAGGAUGGCAUACGGCCCUGGCUUGGCUGCCCCAAGAAGCGCAGCAGGCAGCUGAGUGUGGAGCUGCAGCUAGAGAGAGCCAGUCCCAUUGGCUACGUUGACAUUGGGAACUAUGGCUGCGCCUUUCUACAAAUUGAAGUUGGACGCUCCUCAUGGACCCGUGACCAGCCCUAUCUCACCUUGGUGCCUACUGUCACACUGAUGACACCAGCUGACUCGAAGCUGGACCAGAAUCGCUAUGGGGUUCGAAUGUUUAAGGAAGCAGAUUUCUCGGAGCUGACGGUGGGGCAGAAGUGGGACCGCGUGCGGCUCACCUGCAGCCAGCCCUUCAGUCCGUGCAGCCGCUUCGGGCUCUCCUUCAUCCGCCUGCGCACACCACAGGAGCAGGAGCCUGACCCCCCCCGGCCACCCCUGGACGCAGAGGAUGCCGAGCUCUCAGACAGACCCCGGUGCUCCAGCCCUGCCUUUCACCAGACUUCCUUCCCUGAACCAUGCUUGAGAUCCAGGGAGGAGGAGCAGCUGAGGAGCUGCCUGGGGAAGCUGGAAGGGGCUGCCUGGAGCCGCUCUGCCCGGAUGGUGCUGCUGGCAGCGCAGAACCAGGCGCUGAGGCCCAGAGCUGGCACAAGCACACUGGAGGCUCACCUGGAGCCGCUCAACAAGGAUGGGGGAGGUCCUGCAGUGCCAGGCUCUUCACUGGAUGUCCCUGCAGUUCUUCCAAGCACCUGCAGGCAGCUGGACAGGCACUGUGCUCCCAGCCCUGUUGGCAGGGCUCCAGCUGCCACCUCGAGGACACCCAGGGUGAAAGGAAGAGCCCGAGGCCCCCGGGAGAGACGCGUCAGGAGGAGUGACAGGGGCCAGGCCAGCAGUGACAGGGAGACAGGUGUCUGCCCCAUCUGCUCAGGCUGCUUCCUGCUGGAUCUGCUCCCCACACACGCCUCUCAGUGUGGAGAAGACCCCACCGCAGCCUGGCCUUUCUUGUCCCCUGAUGCCUCUUUCUUGUCCCCUGAUGCCUGGGUGUCCUGCCCCAUUUGUCAGCUGCCCUUCAGCGUGGCAGAGGUGGAGCAACAUGCCAGCAACUGUGGGGAGACACCAGGGGCCCUGUACUCACCCCAGGGCCUGCAGUAG